AUGUCUAACGCGAAGGAGAGCUCUUUUACUCCAUCGAUAUUCUCUGGGAUUCAACCAACCGGCAUGCCUCAUAUUGGAAACUAUCUCGGCACGCUUAAACAGUGGGUUGCGUUGCAGAAAGAUGUGUCCGCAUCAGAUAGGAUCCUGUAUUGCAUAGUUGAUUUACAUGCAUUGACAAUUCCCCAAGAUCCCGUCAAAUUGUUUCAUAACAAGAGAGAGAUGGCGUUAAUAUUAAUGGCAUGUGGAAUUGACCCCCAAAAAAGUGUGAUCUUUGUGCAGUCAAAGGUCACGGCACAUACAGAAUUAUCUUGGAUUUUGAAUUGUAUUGCUCCAGUCGGUCAGCUAUCAAGGAUGACUCAAUGGAAGGCAAAAAUCGCUCAGUAUAAGAAUGUACAAUCGAUAGAAGACAUAGGCGUAUCGUCUGGAUUGUGCCUAGGACUAUUAGCGUACCCUAUACUACAAGCGGCUGACGUGUUACUGUAUAAAGCAACACAAGUUCCGGUUGGGGAUGACCAGGUCCAGCACAUAGAACUGGCAAGAGACAUUGCGCACAAGUUCAACAGUCAAUUUGGAGAAAUAUUUCCGCUACCGCAAUUUCUAUUCACACCUGCAAAAAGGAUACUGUCGCUUCGUCAUCCAACACAAAAAAUGUCUAAAUCGGAUCCGUCAGACUCUGCUCGUAUUAAUUUGAAUGACCCUCCUACUUUGAUCGCGUCUAAAAUCAAAAAAAGUACAACCGAUUCCAUCAGAGGGAUCACUUACGACCCAGAAUCACGCCCUGCAGUAUCCAAUUUGGUGACCAUAUACUCGGCAGUCACCAACUUGCCAGUCGAGCAAGUAGUCGAAGAGUAUAAAAACAGUGACAUAAGUACGUUCAAGACGGUCGUAACGGAUGCACUAAUCCACGAGCUUUAUCCGAUACAAAACACAUACGAGAAACUAAAGAACGAGAAGAAUUAUGUCGAGCAAGUGCUAGAGCAAGGUGUCCACCGGGCUAAUGAAAUUGCCCAGGGUACCAUGGAGCAGGUUUUAAUAGUCAUUGAUUUCGAGGCUACCUGCGACGAAAAUCCAAACCCCCAGGCCUUGCAGGUUACCAAGGAGACGGCAGAAAUUAUAGAGUUUGCUUGGGUUGUCGUCGAUACUAGUACAUUGGAAGUGGUGUAUCAACAUUCACAAUAUGUCAAACCGGAAAAUACUACUUUGACACCGUUUUGCACGCAACUUACAAAUAUUACCUGGGAUAAACUUGAGAAUGCGGGAACUCUGAAAGAUGCGAUAAUUGCUUUGGAUAACUACAUCCAGUCUUAUAUUGUUUCUCAAGGGAAAAACUUCUGCUUUUGUACACAUGGGGCUUGGGAUUUAAGGAUUCAAUUACCUCGAGAAGCACGUGACAAACACAUAGAGCUGCCGUCAUACCUAGCUCAUUGUCGAAUGUUCGACCUGAAACAAGAAUAUCAAAGAUGGCAAGUACAUCAUCCAGAUGUCGUAUUAAAAAGCCAAUCUUUGGGUGAGAUGUGUUCAGUGUUUGAUCUGCAAGUAGUGGGUCCACAGCACUCUGGGCUUAAUGAUUCUCUUACAAUGGUCAACAUUAUCCGAUAUUUCUGCUCUUUCGGUCAUCACGAUGUCUUUGUAAACCCUAUCGACACAAAUGCAGAUUUAAACCAAUUUAAAAAAGAACAAUCCAAGGUAAUCCAUUUGGCAGGUUUACCACACGAUGUAACUCAGCAUGAAUUGGAGGCUUGGUUUUCGGGUCAAGGGGUCCGACCCACCACUUUAUGGAUGAUUCGAACUCUGGACCAGCAGAAACCAAGCGGUACGGGGUUUGGGAUUUUUGCAACUCAUGAAGACGCUAUGGCUUGCUUGGAAAUGAAUGGAAGAACGCUCGGGGAUAGAGCGAUCGAAGUAAGUCCAAGCAGCGAGCGUGUGAUUGAGGUUGCUGGUACGAUUUUGGCACCCUUUCCGGUAGGUUCUUGCGAGUAA
This is a messenger RNA of Paraglomus occultum, 1980 nucleotides long. Lineage: Eukaryota; Fungi; Glomeromycota; Glomeromycetes; Paraglomerales; Paraglomeraceae. The record is from the annotation of a GenBank genome assembly.